This is a messenger RNA of Peromyscus leucopus (white-footed mouse), 1861 nucleotides long. RefSeq names its product lysosome-associated membrane glycoprotein 3-like. The transcript is spliced from 2 exons. Bases 1 to 1422 code for a protein of 473 amino acids. NCBI's taxonomy places the organism in Eukaryota, Metazoa, Chordata, Mammalia, Rodentia, Cricetidae. Gene Ontology annotation, cellular component: membrane. The record is from RefSeq and is a predicted model, not a curated record.
AUGAAGUGGCCGCCUCUACCUCGGGGGCGGGGUCCUGAGCGGGAGCCAAUCAGCGCCGAGCGGAGUCGGGUUGCGAGUCCAGGAUUCCCUCCCAGUUCGGUUGCUGGGAAAGCGGCGAUGGGUAGCGUUAGGCCAGCGGCGUGCAGCUCGGAGCACUUGGCUUUUAGCUACCGCAGCUUCACUGAGCUGGAUAAACCCGAGAAUAACUCUCCCGACUUACACUCUUCCACGUGGCAAGUAAUUUUACAUAGCCAUCAAGUAAGAGAAAAAAAAUUUGCAAAAACCAGAGACUAUCUUCAAUAUGCCUCAACAGCAACAGGACAGACCACAACAAAACCUCUUCUACAGCUGACUAACCAAACACGCCAUGUAACUUUAGCAGCAAGAUCAAGGGAUGAUCACAUUCAAAUGACUGCUGAAACUUCCACCUCUGAAAUCACAGAUCACACAACAAUCAAAAUAAUAAUCCCAGGAACUACAAAAAGCCUUCUCAGUAGACCAGUUAGCUACAACUUUGUCACACCUAAUAACUCACACAUGACUGCUUCAUCUACUGAAGGUACCUUUGGCCUUGGUUCAGUGUCACAUUUACCAAUUCAUACAACUGGAGCGAGUCCAUCCACUGUCAACCAGAUAACUGGGAGAACUCCCCAACCUGGUGGUCAGACUACCCUCUUCAAAACACUUUUCACAGCAUCACACAAAAGCACAACCAAUCAGAAGACAACGCCACCCACCCAUGUCCCAGGAACAUCAGUACUUACACACAAGGACAGCUCGACAACCUCCCCUGCCCCCAUGGUUCCUGGGCCCACUCUUGCAACCCGGUCAUCACCAGCCAAGACUGGAACUUAUGAAGUCCUAAAUGGAAGCAGUCUCUGUAUAAAAGCAGAGAUGGGGAUAGAGCUGAUCGUUCAAGAAAAGGAUUCGGAUUUUGCAACUCAGAGACACUUCAACAUUGACCCCAGCCUAACCCAUGCAUCUGGGAAAUGUGGCUUCCAAAAAUCCCAUCUCUUCUUGGAUUUCCAGGGUGGAUCAAUAAACAUCACAUUUAUUAAGGAAGAAAACACAUAUUAUAUCAGUGAAGUGGGAGCCUAUUUGACUAUCUCAAAUACAGAGAAGACUUACCAGGGAAUGAAGCGUGCUCUGAUGAUGUUUGAGACAGUAGUCGGGCAUUCCUUCAAGUGUGUGACUGAGCAGAGCCUCCAGCUGUCAGCUCAGCUUCAAAUGAAAACAAUAAACAUUCGUCUCCAAGCCUUCGAGUUUGAAGGAGACCGCUUUGGAAAUGUGGAUGAGUGCUUGUCUGACUACACAGUUGUGCUUCCUGUGGUUGGGGCCAUUGUGGUCAUCCACUGUGUUAUGGGUCUGGGUGUCUACAAAAUCCGGCAAAGAUAUCAGUUAUCUGGAUACCAGAGAAUCUAAUUUAUAGCCAAAGGAAAUGCCAAUAAUGGACUUUAGAAAAAAUUUCCAUCAUUUCUAGAACAUUGGAGGCUUCUCUUAUUCGCUACCAACCUCUAAAACCAAUGAGUGAUCAGUGAUUAAAAUUGAAAAAGCAUAUCAAUUUUGAAUAUUUUUGCUCGUCUCAUGAAAGACUAAGGAAUAUAUUUGAGUACUUUCUAGAUUUUGUUGGAAAAUUUUAACUAUUAAAAGGAAUAUUUGAGAAACAUUGAAUUAAGGCAGUGUACAAAAGUGACAGGUUCUAAACAAACUAUAAACCAUAAUAAUUGGGUUUAAUUGCCCUGCUUGUGUUUGCCUAAAGAAAUUUGUUUUAGCAUUAAUAUUUUCAUUUCAAAAUAUUUCACUGGAUUUUCUUACCGUCUCUGUUUAUUUGAUGUAUGUGUGUCUGACAUGGUACUUACCU